GGGUUGGUAAGCAUAAUGUAUCAUCUGUCAUAUCAUUUUGAGGGCAGUUAGCUUCCAAUAAGGGGGCUUUUUCGAAGCUCGGCACUAUAUUUCACGUCGUUAGACUUCACCACAGGUCGAAAUAGAAUGUCCGUGCUAUCGAAUAUAAUAUACACAAGAACGAGUAUUUUAUGUCUCUAUUGUCCCUCGCCGUGAUCUCGAACUGUUGUUCAAUUCUCGCUUGUGGUAAAAUUUCUCUUGAUUGUUUAAACUGGGUUUUCUCGCAGGAGAAAAUGAGUUCAAUCCCAGAUGGUCUCGGAAACGAUUCACGCAAGUUCCUGAUUCUCCGGUCCAUUGCGUUCUUUGCCAGUGUUCUAUUUGUGGCUCUGCGCUUCCUUACAAGACGCCUGACACAUUCUGUGAGUCAUGAGGACUGGGUGUGUCUUGCAUCAUUGGUUUUUGCUGCCGGAUUUUCAAUAUGCUUCACAUUACAGUUGACUAUUGGGCGGGCUGGAUAUCAUGAAUAUCUAUUCAAUCGAGCGGAGCUGGAAAUGUAUAAUAAGCUUUCGGUAUCAAGCAACGCCAUGCAUGCUUGUACAGUUACACUCUCGAAGAUUUCUAUACUACUGUUCCUUAAACGGGUUUUCGCUGUGCAUCGAUCCUUUGGGCGGUUCGUUUGCGUCAUGAAUAUCGUCGUCCUGCUACAAGGCCUCAGCUCCUUGAUCGGGAUGAGCAUAUCCUGUGUCCCCAUCGAAGCGCAGUGGAAAUCAUGGCUACCCAAAAAGUGCAUGGAUCCCAAAGCCUUUCUCUACAGCGUGUCUAUUAUCAAUAUCUUACUGGACGUGAUUAUCCUUCUCGCUCCACAACCACUGGUUUGGCGAUUACACAUGGGGUUGCAACGCAAAAUGUUUGUGUCAGCUCUCUUCAUGGUUGGUGGCUUGGUGUGUAUAAUUAGUAUUAUACGGUUUGUGGCCUUGACCAAGCUUGUUUAUCACGAUAUGACCUGACUCUGCGACAAAGGCUCAUGCAUGGUCUCUCUUCGAGUUGAACACAUCCAUCUACUGCGUUUGUAUGCCGAUGAUUCCCAGUCUAAUUCGCUACCUGAGGGGCAAAAGCCUGGCCAAUAGUUCUGCUACACCGGGCUCUUCCGACAUUUAUAGCAAUACUCUUGGUCGGAGUUCUGGACGUCGGCGGCCGAAUUCGACAACAGUUUUACAGGACUCUACAGAAGGUCUAUAUACCACCAUCGAAAUGGGGGACCGAGCAGCUCAAACUCAUGAUACAAAGGGGCUUUCAGUACGAGUGCAGACCGAUAUACAGAUGCAUUGGGAAACGACGUCAUCAAGAACACGCGCUGAAUCUGUGUGAAUGUCCAUGUUUCGGUUAUUUUGGCCAUUUUGUAUAGAGAAACUAGGUUUUAUAGACAAAGAAC
Aspergillus steynii IBT 23096 is the source of this 1411-nucleotide messenger RNA. RefSeq lists its product as uncharacterized. The transcript is spliced from 4 exons. The annotation marks the transcript as partial. NCBI's taxonomy places the organism in Eukaryota, Fungi, Ascomycota, Eurotiomycetes, Eurotiales, Aspergillaceae. The record is from RefSeq and is a predicted model, not a curated record.